GAAUAUCAGAAAACAAAAAACCACGCGCGGCCCUUUCUUUCCUGUUCUUGUUGGUCUGUUCCAUGAAAGUAAUUACAGUGAUGAUUUCGAGAAACACACACUCACUCUGCUUCCAUAACUUGUACCAUAUGCUACGUUUGUAGUACAUUUCUGCUACAUUCUUCUUUCUUUAAUUGAAAUUUUCCUUUCAGCUAUCAGUAAGCAUUUGAGCUGAAUACAAAAUCAUCAGAUUCCCAUAUGUCUAAGGUUUAUCGCGUUAAAGUUCUUCGUAAGAGAGUAGAGAGGGCUGAGCGGAAGCGAAUGCAAAACUAUAAAGUGCACCCGGAGCGACUAUCUUCGCUUGAAGAAUUGCUUAAUGAGAUUUAUACAAUUUGCCGCCCUAAAACAAGUGAUUAUGAAGUUAGGAGAGAUUUGGUUUCUGUCUUCAAUGAGAUAGCAAAGGAUAUCUACGUUCUUUUUUCAGGGCGUUCUGGUAAUAUUCCUGUUGUGGAGGAGUUUGGAUCUUUCGUGAUGGAUCUAUUCCAUUCAAAGAGUGACCUAGAUCUAUCUGUUAAUUUUGACAACAGUUCAGUUAAGGUUUCACAUGAGAAGAAGAUUCAGACUCUCCGGAAAUUUGCAAGGAAGUUAUAUGCACUUCAAAGACAAAUUUUAGAAGAAAAGUUGAUUAACUGCUCUGAUUGUUUUCUAGGAGAUGGGCAUGUUUCUGGCGUUCAUCCAAUAACAGCUGCCAAGGUGCCCAUUCUGAAAGUUGUUGAUUGUGGAACGAAAAUUGAGUGCGAUAUAUCAGUUGAAAACAGGGAUGGAGUUUCAAAGUCUAAGAUAAUCCACAUGAUUUGUUCACUCGAUGAAAGGUUUCAGAAGCUGAGCUUUUUGAUGAAAGCUUGGGCAAAAGCUCAGAAUAUUAAUAGCUCAAGAGACAAAACUUUGAACUCAUUAUCUAUAAUACUUUUGGUUGCUUUUCAUUUACAGACACGAAAUCCUCCAAUACUACCGCCAUUUUCUGCCAUAUUAAAAGAUGGCUCUGAUCCUGAUUCAGUGGAAAAGUCGUUGAAUAAGUUUGUGAACUAUGGGAAGAGCAACAAAGAGUCAGUGGCUGAGCUGCUAGUUACUUUAAUAAUCAAGUUAUUAUCGGUCGAGAAACUAUGGGACAAAGGACUAUGUGCAAGCACCUAUGAAGCAUCUUGGCUAUCUAAAACAUGGGAUUCUAAAGUUUGCUGCAUCAGUGUAGUUGAGGAUUUCACAGAUCAAUCUCAAAAUGUCGCAAGGGCUGUUGGGAAAGGAGAAGUAAAGCAGAUAUACAAGUGUAUCCAGCGUACUAGCGAAUACAUCUCUGCUUAUAUGGAUGGCCUUGUCGAAUUACCAGCGUUAAGAUAUCAAUUAUUCCGCCAUGCUGCUACUCCCUUUCAAGUGGAUUCUCAGACAAGUAACAUUGAAGAAAAUGGAAAUAGCAUUGCACUUCCUUGUAGAGAUAUCAUGAAUAAGGAGGAUCAAAGUACAGAAGGCCAGAAAGAAAGUCAGGGGGCUAUACCUUCUGAACCUAUCACGACGAAAAGGAAAUGGUCUAGCGAAGGUUGGGAAGGAUUAGCUUCUGAACCUAUCACGACCAAGAAGAAAUGGUCAACCGAAGGUUGGGAAGGAUUAGCUUCUGAACCUAUCACGACUAAAAGAAAAUGGUCUACCGAAGGUUGGAAAGAAUUACCUUCCGAACCUAUCACGGCUAAAAAGAAAUGGUCUAGCGAAGGUUGGGAAGGAUUAGCUUCUGAAUCUAUCACGACCAAGAGGAAAUGGUCUACCGAGGGUUGGGAAGGAUUAGCUUCUAAACCUAUCACGACCAAGAGGAAAUGGUCUACUGAAGGUUGGGAAGGAUUAUCUUCAGUGAGUUGGGGACUGUCAAAGGAGGACGGUGUACAACCUGACUCUCUCUGGACAAAAAGAAAAAGAUCAGAAGAAACCACAGGAGGAACUUCUUCUGCUCAAUGGUUGAGAAAAUCAGACACAAAACGUUGGUUCGCAAGAAAGAACAACAAUAAGUGUGCACCUAAGGCUAAGAGGUCAAACACACAUACACGAGGUUGGGGAGGAAGACGAUGAACCAUUUGAUUCGACGGAUUUGACCUCUGGUUGGGUGAAUAGCUAGCUAGCUUUGCCUGGUUAUCAUUCAUACCAACUUCUUUGAUUUGUCCUCGUUCAUACGCCAGAAGUAUCAUCUGCCCAUCAACUUUUACAUUCUUGCUAGGACUUAGGAGUAUCUUGUAUGAGCUAGCUUCCCCUUGUUAUCCUCUUGCUUUGUACUUGUUUUGUUAGGACAUUUUUGUACAGGCAAUGACCUAACAAAAUGGAGUAUUAACUGCUCAAUGUACAUUAAUUCUGUGUACCUAAUGAACAUCAAGGAGUGGAAGUGUAACAACUAUAACGUAAUCGUUA
Nicotiana tabacum (common tobacco) is the source of this 2424-nucleotide messenger RNA. RefSeq names its product protein HESO1. Lineage: Eukaryota; Viridiplantae; Streptophyta; Magnoliopsida; Solanales; Solanaceae. Gene Ontology annotation, molecular function: nucleotidyltransferase activity. Gene Ontology annotation, biological process: RNA 3'-end processing. The record is from RefSeq and is a predicted model, not a curated record.